Lottia gigantea (owl limpet) is the source of this 1284-nucleotide messenger RNA. RefSeq lists its product as hypothetical. Bases 1 to 1284 code for a protein of 427 amino acids. Gene Ontology annotation, molecular function: oxidoreductase activity, acting on peroxide as acceptor; L-leucine binding. The transcript is spliced from 8 exons. Gene Ontology annotation, biological process: regulation of response to reactive oxygen species; negative regulation of TORC1 signaling; cellular response to leucine starvation. NCBI's taxonomy places the organism in Eukaryota, Metazoa, Mollusca, Gastropoda, Lottiidae. The record is from RefSeq and is a predicted model, not a curated record. Gene Ontology annotation, cellular component: nucleus.
AUGCAUACCAAGUUGCUUUUUAUGGACGCUUUCAUCCAGAAUAACCGAGUACCUAAUAUUAUACAGUUAAUGUCCUAUCAUCCAGACUAUCUUGAUUGUUUCUUAAAGACCCAGCAUUAUCUUCUUCAUGAGGAUGGUCCAUUACCAUUUGAUUAUAGGCAUUAUAUAGCCAUAAUGGCAUGUGGUAGACAUCAGUGUAGCUAUCUUAUCAAGCUGCAGGCACAAGAAUUCUUAUUGCAUGGUGGAAAUGCUGACUGGUUAAAAGGAAUUGAUUACAUUCCUCAAAAAUUGAAAGACUUCCUUGAAAUAAACAAAAUAUUGGCUCACAGACCAUGGUUAAUUACAAAAGAACAUGUUGAGAAAUUAAUAACAGGCAAAAAUCGCUGGAGUUUAUCAGAAUUGACCCAUGCCAUUAUUUUAUGCACACAUUUCCAUGCUCUUUCAACGUUUGUGUUUGGAUGUGGACUAAAUGAUGAAAUUGACUUUGCCAAUGGUCACACUUUCUCACCAAGUUAUGUAGAUGAUAAUGAUAAUUAUUCUAGUGAUAGUUCAAAUGAUAAUUGUGACAUUAAUAAUAAUAAUAUUGUUCUAUUCCAGUCUAAAGAUGAUGAGGGAAGUUUGCGAGCUUUAAUGGCACGUAUGAAAGAAUUGAGUGAAAAGAAAGAGGAAGAAGAGCUUACUGUAGAAGAAAGAUUAAAAGAAUUUGCUAAAGUUGAAAGUUUAAGUGCUGAGAUUGCCACCAGUCAAAAAAUUCCAUCUCCAAGUGCUGAUGUACUGCGUUAUGUUGAAGAUCCAACAUUUGCAUACACUGAUUUCGCUACAAGGGAGUCAGUUAUGGAAAUUCCCUCUUUUCGAGCUAAUGAAUAUUCAUGGGAAGAACAUGGUUUUUCACUGGCUAAUAGGUUAUAUAGUGAUAUUGGUUCAUUACUUGAUGAUAAAUUCAAUAUGGCCUACAAUUUGACCUAUUACACGAUGGGAGACAAUACUCAAGUAGACACGUCCUCGUUUCGUAAAGCAAUCUGGAGUUAUAUUCACACAAUGUAUGGAAUCCGUCAUGAUGACUAUAAAUAUGGUGAAGUAAAUCAGUUAUUAGAAAGAAAUCUCAAAGCUUACAUCAAAACAGUUACCUGCUAUCCAGAACGAUUAACAAAGAAAGAUUAUGAUGGUGUAAUGAGGGAGUUUAAACAUUCAGAGAAGGUACAUGUUAAUCUGAUGUUAUUAGAAGCCAGACUACAGGCUGAACUGUUAUAUGCAUUGAGAGCCAUAAUGAAAUACAUGACGUGA